This is a messenger RNA of Megalops cyprinoides (Indo-Pacific tarpon), 522 nucleotides long. It is a transcript of the gene cxcl19, whose product is annotated as chemokine (C-X-C motif) ligand 19. NCBI's taxonomy places the organism in Eukaryota, Metazoa, Chordata, Actinopteri, Elopiformes, Megalopidae. The transcript is spliced from 3 exons. The coding region runs from base 1 to 231 and encodes 76 amino acids. Gene Ontology annotation, molecular function: chemokine activity; CXCR chemokine receptor binding. Gene Ontology annotation, biological process: antimicrobial humoral immune response mediated by antimicrobial peptide; neutrophil chemotaxis; chemokine-mediated signaling pathway. Gene Ontology annotation, cellular component: extracellular region. The record is from RefSeq and is a predicted model, not a curated record.
AUGGGUUACACUGGGCACUGCAAGUGUUUAAAUCAUGAGCACAGACUGAUUCCUGCAAGGACCCUGAGGAGCAUUGAAAUCUUUCCCAGAGGGCCACACUGCAAAACCACAGAGGUCAUUGCUACUUUGAUAAGCGGUCAGAGAAUUUGCCUGGAUCAACGUGCUACCUGGGUGAAGAAAGUCGUUAGCUUCAUUAAGGAGAAACGGAGACAUAAAGGAAUCCUCAGCUGAGGUCGACAGAGCAAACACACUGGGGAUGGUUGAGACCGAAGUGUUUGAAUGCCUGAAAGUCAAAAACUGCAAAGUCCAUCCACUGUAUCACCGCAAGACUGCAAUCUCCCGAAGAAGGGAUGGUCAUCUUCUUCAUUACAUUGAUUAUACACUGAGCUCUUCUGAAGCACGAGUCGCUAUGACUUCAUUGACUGAUAAACAAAGGCAAAACAGCUUUGCAAAGGCUUUCGGUGAACUGGGAACAUGUACAAUAUCCACUGGUAUCUCCUACUAGAUACUGUGGGUCUAAAC